UUCUGGGAUAGGAAAGAAAGAGAAGAAGAACAGGACUUCUGGGAUAGGAAAGAAAGAGAAGGAGAGAAGAUGGGGAGGAAAAAGAUCCAGAUAGCACGGAUUAUGGAUGAACGUAACAGACAGGUGACAUUCACCAAGAGGAAGUUUGGCCUGAUGAAGAAGGCGUAUGAGCUGAGUGUUCUGUGUGACUGUGAGAUCGCCCUCAUCAUCUUCAACAGCACCAAUAAAUUGCUCCAGUAUGCCAGCACUGACAUGGACAAGGUCCUGCUCAAAUACACAGAGUACAACGAACCUCACGAGAGCAGGACUAACUCCGACAUUGUGGAAGUGAGUCCCACACACUGUAUUGCAGACUAGUUCACCAACAUGGUUUCACUGGUGGAAAUGUGAUUGAAAAGCAGUAGACA
This is a messenger RNA of Salvelinus namaycush (lake trout), 407 nucleotides long. Its product is annotated as myocyte-specific enhancer factor 2C-like. Gene Ontology annotation, molecular function: RNA polymerase II cis-regulatory region sequence-specific DNA binding; DNA-binding transcription factor activity, RNA polymerase II-specific; protein dimerization activity. Lineage: Eukaryota; Metazoa; Chordata; Actinopteri; Salmoniformes; Salmonidae. The record is from RefSeq and is a predicted model, not a curated record. The transcript has 2 exons. Gene Ontology annotation, biological process: positive regulation of transcription by RNA polymerase II. Bases 70 to 357 code for a protein of 95 amino acids.